Molecule: messenger RNA, 1595 nt
Organism: Papilio xuthus (Asian swallowtail)
Lineage: Eukaryota; Metazoa; Arthropoda; Insecta; Lepidoptera; Papilionidae
Exons: 3
Coding region: 142-495 (117 amino acids)
Source: RefSeq, a predicted model, not a curated record
UUCGCGCCAUAAGUGAGGCUUUGAUAUCGGCAGUGUGCUGAGAGUAUUUGGAGAUGGCGAACGCCAAAAUUCGGUCUCUAUUGAAAAUGAGCGACAACGCGCGUGUGUGCAAGCGGGAGGCGAAAACGCCCGCCGACGCCGAUGAAACAUAUUCGCGAGACGCUAAUAUUUCAGAAGCGAACGUGUCCGCCCCUCCACCGCAUGACAGUGACCCAAAUGGAGCGCCGGCGCAGUCAGUUCCGCGAGCGCGCGACAUCGCGUCCGACGCUCGCGCUGACCGCACCGCACGCGUCGCGGACUCCCGUCGCUAGCGUUUGUGUGUUCACUAUUGGAUAUUGCCGUGUCAAUGCAGUGUGUGAGCACCGGCGCUGCGCCGGAUAUGUGCCGCGUUCACUAGGACCGCGAUCCCGCCAAGAUAAUCGUCACAAUAUACAAAUUCAAGAAAUGUUAAAUAUUAAUAUGACAAGAUUAAGGUCGCGUGCGAAGUUGCUUUGAAAAAGAGCGCUGAAACGUGUCGGUGGCGCCGCCAGCGCGCCAAGCGGACAGCGCCGGUCCAAGCGGUUCCCGCCGAAACAGGCGCGGUUAUGGCGCGAAGGCUUGCGAUUGGUCGGCGGCGAGGCAGUGGCGGCGCGCAAGGCCGCCGGUUUUCCCGCGAACAAUGCCAAAUGGUGCAUUUGUCAAGGUGAGUUCGUUCACCGGCGUCGCGGGCGCCGCUCGCUCGCUCGCGCCGGCCGAAGGUCGUCGGAAGGCAGCGCGCGUUUGGUGUGCUCGCCUCGUCCGCGCCAUCGAGACACCUUAAUCGCUAAUACACUUCUACAUUACAGGUGAAAUAAUUGCUGUUCUCAUACUCCUUGUAAUUUAUAUAAAUAAAUAAAUUGAAUUAAAAUAAGUAAUCUGGUAUCGAGUGAAAGUUUGUUUCCUGCGAUAUUAAUAUUUUAAAAAGUUUUCAGUGUUAGUUAAAUUGGUAAGUAAAAGAUUUUAACACAUGUUUUGACACAAAUUUACAGUUUUUUAAUGUUAAAAAAUUAUAAUGUUAUAAUUUUGUUAGUUUUAACUGAACUAUAAAACGUACGUCACAUGGCAGAAGAAUCAAAAAUAAAUUAGAAAACAUGAACAAAGAAGAAAGAAAAAGUAUCAAGUGCUACGCCCGGACGAACUUCCCAGUUCGGCCGACAUUCACGGGUCGGUGGGAUCUUCGUCCGUUUGUAUCGCUUAUACGUUUUAUCAACGACAUGUCAAGACAUGAACGCGACGGCCGAGGAAGCAAGAAGAAAAAGAAAUAUUGAAUUCCACGAGAAACCAUAUUGCUAUGAGUACCGCGAAAGUAUCAAUAAACUGGCAGAACACUUCAAAUACCUUUGCCCGCUAACAGGUUAAGAAGUGUUGCGAAUUUGUUGAGCGCGGGAAAAUAGUGGCGCGACGGAGGCGGAGGACGCCUGCAAAUAUUAGCAUAGACUACGCUGCACAUCACGUUUUCCUUUUACCUUUUUUUGUUUGUGUGUUGAUGAAUAACAUCCCGAACAAACUGAAAGUAGCUUUCGAUUUUAACAGCGAAAUAUAAAAUUUAAAACACUAAUCUAUAUUUGUUUAUUUAA